Molecule: messenger RNA, 738 nt
Organism: Brenthis ino (lesser marbled fritillary)
Lineage: Eukaryota; Metazoa; Arthropoda; Insecta; Lepidoptera; Nymphalidae
Source: the annotation of a GenBank genome assembly
AUGAGGGUUUUACUGUUGAAUGCUGUAUCAAGUACUAUCAGAAAACAAUGCUAUUCUACGAGAAAUGUGAAGAAGGUGACCCAUUGUAUCUUUGACAUGGAUGGACUCUUGUUGGAUACUGAACGAGUUUAUAAAAACAUGAUCACACAACUUUGUGCCAAGUAUGGUCAUAAAUAUACUGAUGAAUUGAUGAUGAAAGUUCUUGGAGGGACAGAGCAACGGCUAUCUGAAAUAUUGUGCAAAGAAUUAAAUCUUCCUGUAUCACCCACUGAGUUCAGGAAUCAAUUGUUAGAGCUUGGGGAUACUAUGCUGGCUGGAACUCCUUUGUUAAAUGGAGCAGAAAGACUUAUUCGACAUCUCCACAAAACGAAGGUGCCAUUCGCGCUUGCAACUUCCUCAAGUGAACGUUCAGUGAAAACCAAAAUAGAACCUCAUAAAGAACUAUUCAGCUAUUUUCAUCAUAUGGUCAUGGGGAGUACUGACAAGGAAGUGAAGUAUGGGAAACCACACCCCGACAUAUUCUUGGUAGCAGCAAGCAGGUUUCCUGACAAGCCGGCACCAGAAAAGUGUUUAGUAUUCGAAGAUUCACCACACGGUGUGACAGCAGGUGUAUCAGCUGGUAUGCAAGUAGUGAUGGUGCCAGACCCCCACUUGGACAAGAGACUGACAACCCAUGCUACGGUAGUGUUGCCAACGUUAGCCAAAUUCCAACCAGAAAUGUUUGGGCUACCACCCUUC